AUGCAUCCAGCAACAUGGUGCUGGGAGGUCCCAAGAGAAAACGUCAUUAUUGAAACGGUUAUAGGUCAAGGAGCGUUUGGACAAGUUGCCCGAGGAACAGCAUCACAACUGCAAGGAAGAAGGGGAACAUCAACCGUGGCCAUAAAAAUGUUAAAAGGUACUGUUUGUUAUGCUGGUUGAAUGUGUUUUAGACAUUUUUUAUCAAUUUAAACAUAAUCCAACAGCUCACAAGUAUACGUAUUUUGCUAUAAUAAGCCAGUGUUUACUGUCACCUAUGAAUCACAUCCGGGGGGGACUCCACAUAUGAAAGGGGUGGGGAUACUCGUCCGAAACUUUGAAUUAAACCCCUAAAGGAGACCGAUCUGGUCGUGGACCAAGCUUUUUUUGAUCCCUAAAACGGAGACCAUGUUAAAACACAGACAAAUGAGAAAACUUGGAUUAUAUGAAUGGAAUAAAUAAAACGAAUUAAAAAUACACAUAUCAAAUAUAUAUUUUUAUAUUUUUUCGCGUGCAUCCCUAAACGAAACCUUCACGGCUAAAGAUGAUGGCGUUUUGCCCAGAACACCAUGAAUGAGACCAAAAUCCGAAAUUUACACCCCUAAGCGAGACGACGAGCAUCCCCCCCCCACUUUCAUAUGCGGAGUCCCCCCCCCCCGGGGAAUCAUACGAUGUUCUGUUUAAGGCUGCUUGAUAAUUUUACCUAUAAAACAUAUACGUUGACCAAAUAUUUCUCCUCAUUUUACAGUUGGUGCCAGCAAUUCUGACAGGAAGGACUUGUUAUCAGAGCUUGAAGUGAUGAAGACCUUACAGCCUCAUCCACAUGUCAUCAAACUACUGGGAUGCGUCACUGAAUCUGGUAACAAAAACUCACAUAUUUACAUUCAAGGCACGGUCAGCUAUCCCGCUCUUACCUUUGUACUAAAAUUUUUUUAGUUGACUUCUCCUCCGAGCUGUUGCUUUAGAAACGAUAUGGCGUCUAAUGCUGUUGUUUAGAAUAAAUGUUACUCGUCUUGAAGUCACCUAUCCCUCAAUACCAUAUAUUAUAACUGGUUUUGUAUGCAGUUGCGUGAAGUUAUGGACAUUGUUUGUCUCUCCUUACUGUCACAUUUACAAGCUAAUUUGCAAAAUAUCGCUUAGGUUUUAUAACAGGUAAUUUUAGACUUAGUAAGAGGAACAAGUGGCAGAAAAGUGUAUCGUCUGUUAGUUUUAGUCCUUGGAUAUUAGCAUAACCCAAGAAGCAAAAUUGUAGUUGUGGCUGCCCCGGAAAGUCCUUUGUGGUAUCCGAAGGAGUUUCAUUGUUAUUCACAAGAAAAGAAGAAACUCUUUAAUCUUCGGAUAACAACUUAGUCUGCCCUAAGCGUUACGGGUGCAAAAUGUUAGGCAAAAUGUUAGACAAGCUUGUCUUAAAAUACUCAGUUAUGACGUCAUGUUUGCCGACGGCAUUGUUGCGCAAAUUAUUUAAUCUUCCAAGUUUUUUCUGAAAAAUCUGAUAAAAGGGAGUUGAAAGCUGAAAAUAUUUUUGCAAUAUCUUAUAUAUGAGCUGAGAAAUAGCAGUUUGAAUUUGGAUAAAAUAUAGAACAAAAACUGGAACCCCUCCUUCGGGAAAUAACUCUAAAUUUAAGUUGUCCUUGCUAUUCAAGUUUCAUACAAGAAAUCUUGCCUGUCGAAAGCUAAAAGAAAAAAAAAUUCCCCAAAAAAUUUCCAACUGCACAGAAUCCUGGAAAACAAAUUUGUUACAUCAGAAAAUGUGACGUUAUCAUUUUUUGAACUGCUUAAAUUAGCGUUAUUAUGUCAAAAAAUGAAAAUCUAAAAUCAUACAAUUUUAUUCCACAACGAAAGGUUUGUGGUACCAAAAAAUCAGCUUAUUUUGUAUAAAACUGUUAAAAAGUACCAGAGCAAUAGUUUUUUAAGAAAAACUAUGGAUCUGGGAAGCGCACUAAAAUAUCUUUGAAGUCCCAUAACUUGGCUCCUACGUGUCGUAUCGAAAAGCGGUUUUCGGUGUUUUGCUUCUCUUCUGAUGUUCUUUCAGAUUAUAUAAGUUUGGCUCAAAUAGUAAAAGGACAAUUUCCCCCAUUUUGGUGACGUCACAAUUUGUACUUUCAACUAAAAAUAUCAAAAACAAUUUUUCGGUAAUUAAUCGUAGUCCAUCGAGCAAGUUUGGUUAAAAUAACAAAAAUCGUAACAAAUACGUAAAUUUAGCACUCAUGCAACAUUUGAGGGGUGGUUUGGCCCCACCGUGAUCAUGGUCGGAAGGUAAGCAAAUUAUUGGUAACAUCCGCUGACCAUAAAUAUUGAUAACCACUUACUUCGGCACUGCUGUAAUAACACUACUGUUCUGCAAAGUCCAUUACACCGUACGUGAUGGUGACCGUGAUGAUCGUGCUUGAUUUUGUAAUUUGUCAAUGACUCUCACUAAAAAUUUUUAAUUUUAUGCUGGCACCGCAGACCCUGUUCUUGUAAUCACUGAGUACGUUCCAUAUGGGGAUCUCCUGGGUUACCUGAGAAAAAGCCGCGGGCUUAACGACACCUAUUACCCAGAUAUCAAGCCUCAAACAACUUUGACGUCACAGCAACUGAUGAAAUUUGCGUGGCAAAUUGCUGAUGGAAUGAGUUAUUUGUCUUCGAAAAACGUAAGCUAUUUUAUUGGAAUAUUUUUUCUGGUUUUGAUCACUUAUCGCAGAAUAACUAGGACAGAAUACUCACGUUGAAGAAGUAUAGCUUCAGUAGUGCCAAGGAAUUCUUGAAUUACGAUCAAGGAACUACCGUUUUCAUUGUGUAGACUAACGUCACUACAAUUUGAUCUCCCUUAGAUUGUUCAUCGUGAUCUUGCAGCCCGUAAUGUAUUGGUUGGAGAUCAAGAAAUUUGCAGAGUGACAGACUUUGGAAUGGCCAGAGAUGUACACCAGGAAAACAUUUGUGAAAGGAAGAUAGGGGUGAUAUUUCUAAUAAAUAUAAUCAGCAUGUGA
Molecule: messenger RNA, 2966 nt
Organism: Porites lobata
Lineage: Eukaryota; Metazoa; Cnidaria; Anthozoa; Scleractinia; Poritidae
Source: the annotation of a GenBank genome assembly